Messenger RNA from Rubroshorea leprosula, 1629 nucleotides. The record is from the annotation of a GenBank genome assembly. Lineage: Eukaryota; Viridiplantae; Streptophyta; Magnoliopsida; Malvales; Dipterocarpaceae.
CACCAGAGCCGUAGCGAUGUUAUCAAUCCUAGGGUUUCUACUUUUUCUCCCGCCUCGUGAUGGAUAAACUGGUGGACGAAAAUAUUUUUUAGGAGCAUCAUGGAGAGCUCAUCUACUCAAGGGAUUGAUUUAGAUGAAACUGAUAGGUGUUUGCAAGUUGAAAGCUUUAAUGAACAUGAGUUGGUUGAUGAUGAGGAGAUUUCGAAAAAUAUUGAUUUAUGCUUAGGGGAAGUUGACAAGAUUGGAGAACAACCGGUUGAAAGUUUACCUUUAUUUGAUGAUGCUGUGGAGCCAUUUGUAGGCAUGCAGUUUAAGUCUCGAGAUGCUGCUCGGGAAUUUUAUGUUGCUUAUGGUAGACGAAAUGGUUUUACUGUGCGCAUCCAUCAUAAUCGCCGUUCACGAAUUAAUAAUAUGGUAAUUGGUCAAGAUUUUGUUUGUUCGAAGGAAGGGUUUCGCGAAAAGAAAUACAUAUACAGGAAAGACAGAGUUCUUCCUCCUCCACCUAUUACUCGAGAAGGCUGUGCUGCAAUGCUAAGGCUUGCUUGCAGAGAUGGAGAUAAGUGGGUUGUUACCAAAUUUGUCAAAGAGCACAAUCACCCAUUAAUGUCUCCUGGUAAAGUACCAUGGCGAGGCUCUGCAAAAAGUCUUGUUAGUGAGGUACAUUAUCAUUCACUUUAAAUUGUAUGAUUUCUUUGUGUUUUUAUAUAUAUAAUGCUUACAUUUAUUGGAUUUACUAAUUUCCUAGAAUACUUAUAUUUAUGUGACCUCAUAUUUCCACCACUAGUAAGUUUCAUAUGGACCUGAUUGGUAGUGUCAAGCAUUUCAUUCUAGUUGGGGGAGCAGCAGGUUUGCCAACCAAAGCCAUGGCUUCAUGUAUUAGUCAUCAUUAAGCAUUCAAUUAAGAGCACCUGAUUUACAAUUAGCUAAAAACAACUUGGACAGGGUUGCUUAUCCAAUUUCAUAUCCAGGGCUUCAAUUUGUGUCAAGUAAAUAGUGAGGAUGAGUUCAGUUGAGAGUUCAUGCUAAAAAUAUUGUAUGGUACCCUAGUUUGAGUGCAGUGGCAUAUUAAUGAUUAACAACAAAUAAAAGGACAGCAGAUUGUGGGUUGUUGGUUAAGAUCAGUAAACCAUCAUUUGUCAGCAUUUUAGAAGCCUGUAGGGAUAAUGAUUUUGGCAUUCUGAAGCAUGGUAGCCAUUUGAGUCUCCCUUUAAUCAUUUUCCCGUUUCACUUGUACCAUGAUUUUGUUGUCUAGGAUGAGAAGGAUCAGAGAAUCCGAGAACUGACCCAAGAGCUUAACAAUGAGAAACAGCGUUGUAAACGUCUCUGUGCAGCUUACCAGGAACAACUACGCAUGAUAUUGAAAUAUGUGGAGGAACACACUGAUUACUUGUCAACAAAAGUUCAAGACAUCGUCAAGAAUGUUAGAGAACUAGAAGAUGAACAGCUUGAAGACUCAGAUUGCACAUUUAUUUAACAUAGUUUUUGUCUGUCAAAGUGUCUAAUGCAUUGUACUUUGUGCAUGUUCUUUUUUCUUCCAUUUUUUUUGCUGCCUUUUUUUUUUUCUUUUUUUCUUUUUUUCUUUUUUUCCCCCUUUUUCAGAACCAGAUGCUGAUCGUACUAAUUUAAAUA